Molecule: messenger RNA, 1608 nt
Organism: Aspergillus aculeatinus CBS 121060
Lineage: Eukaryota; Fungi; Ascomycota; Eurotiomycetes; Eurotiales; Aspergillaceae
Product: chitobiosyldiphosphodolichol beta-1,4 mannosyltransferase
Exons: 3
Coding region: 157-1584 (475 amino acids)
Cellular component (GO): endoplasmic reticulum
Molecular function (GO): mannosyltransferase activity
Source: RefSeq, a predicted model, not a curated record
CAGGAUCAAUCGACAUACUUCUGCUUGUUAAGCUAAACGAUACACGGCUGAGACGCCUAUUGAUCGCACUCCAUUCUUUAAUUCUAUUGCUGUGCACGAUGCUGGAUCAUCUGUCACCAAUCUCAUAACCCCCCAAGAGCUUGAUCCGUCGUCACCAUGCUCGCAACUCUCAUCAGCAUCGCCUUUUACGCAUCGACAGCGCUCACGCUGGCAAUCAUUCUCCUAGCCCCUUCAAGAUAUACACCCCAACCUGCCUCUGGAAAAGAUGGCCCCGAAAACCCCAAGACAACCGUCCAGAUUCUCGUACUAGGGGACAUCGGUCGCAGCCCGCGCAUGCAAUACCAUGCGCUCAGUGUAGCAAGAGGCGGAGGCCAAGUGGACAUCAUCGGCUACCACGAAUCGGAAGUCCACCCCGAAAUCACCUCCCAUCCCCGGAUAUCCAUCGUCGCGCUCCCCCCGCACCCGAUCUUCCUCCAAACAAGCAACAAGCUCCUCUUCCUCCUCUUCGGACCCCUCAAAGUGCUAUUCCAGAUCGGAUGUCUCUGGUGGAUUCUCGCCUACCGAACCAAACCAGCCAAAUGGCUUCUCGUGCAAAACCCCCCAUCCAUCCCCACCCUCGCCAUCGCCUCCCUCACCUGCCUCCUCCGGCAGACCAGCCUAAUAAUCGACUGGCACAACUUCGGCUACACGAUCCUGGCCCUCAAGCUCGGCGACACGCACCCGCUCGUCCGCCUCUCGCAGCGCUACGAGCGAUUCUUCAGCCGAUACGCGACAGCACACCUCUGCGUCACCAACGCGAUGGCCACGGUCCUCAAGCGGGACUUCGGGAUCCGUAACGAUCACGCCGCGAUCUUGCCUCUCCACGACCGGCCCGCCGACCACUUCCAGCCCAUCCCGGACCGCGCCGCGCGCGCCGCCUUCCUCAACUCCCUCCCGCAGUCCGAACCCGUGCGCCCGCUCAUCGCAACCAACGCCCUCCGCGUCCUGGUCAGCUCCACCUCCUGGACCGCGGACGAGGACUUCUCCGUGCUCAUCGACGCCCUGUGCCGAUACUCCUUGCUGGCGCGGCAGCAGCAGAGCGGCGGCGGCAGCGGCGGCGGCGGCGAGGAGCCCACGAAACUCCCUGCCAUCUUGGCGAUCAUCACGGGCAAGGGACCCCAGAAGGAGAUGUACCUCCGGCGCAUUCGGGAGCUGGAAGCGGCGGGGAAGCUGGAGCAUGUGACGAUCCGCACCGCGUGGUUGAGCAUGGAGGACUACGCGCGCCUGCUGGCGUCGGCGUCGCUGGGCGUCAGCCUGCACACCAGCAGCAGUGGCGUGGAUCUGCCCAUGAAGGUCGUGGACAUGUUUGGCGCGGGUUUGCCGGUGGUGGGGUGGAACCGGUUCGAGGCGUGGCCGGAGCUGGUGACGGAGGGGGUCAAUGGGCGUGGGUUCGGCAGCGCGGAGGAGCUGGUCAGCCAUCUUGUGGAGCUGUUUGGGGAUGAUGCGAAGCUGGAAAGGCUGCGUGACGGGGCUCGUCAAGAGAGUGCCCGUCGUUGGGAUGAUGAGUGGAAUCCCGUGGCGGGCAAGCUGCUGGGGCUGUAUUAGUGCCAUUAGCGAUAUAAUAAAUAC